UGAACAUUUACGGGAGAUUAUGGAGCGUUGCCUGAGACAGGGGUUUCCAUCAACAAAACACCAAGUUAUGGAUUUGCUCGUGGAAGAAUGGUGCCGCAUCCGUCCAAUAGAGUUCCAAGCACUUGUAGAAUCUAUGCCAGGGUGCCUGCCUUGAAGCUGUUCUGGCCUCGUGGUGGCUGGCUGUGGUGGCUCAUGUUGGUGUUUCCUUUCUUUUGGCAGUUACCUAGUAGUUUAUUUCACGGUUGAGUGAGUUAAUUCUGGGCGGAAAGAGGAAGCUAGAUAAGUAGGCUGCUAGGGUAACUACGAUGUUGCAACAGUGUAACAACGGAGGAAUUGCUGAUUGAGUCCGGGUAAACAAAGCAGAAGACAUUUUAUAAAUACUUUGAUGACCUUGUAGUUGUUCUUGACUGCAUUUACGUGGUGAACUUUCAAAAUGUGGCAAACCAGUUAGUGUGUGUGUGCACCUUUGUUACCAUGCAGGAGGAUGAAUGUCCAAUCCAAUGAGACCAUGCUCUUUGAGGAAGAGGUGGACAAGACAAGUCGGGAGGUUGAAGAGGACAAUGUGUCCACGAAGAUGGUUACUGUCAACUGGGACCAAUGGGACAGGUUACUGCUGCCCUCUCCACUGGACUCUGGUGUGCACAGUCUGGACACGGUGUACGACAGAACCACCGUGAUGAUUGAGCAAGACCCUGUGGGUUCUACAACUGACAAUAAAGAGGAAGAAGAGGACCUGAUGAUGUAUCUAGACGAGGGAUUUGAGACGGAGGACCGUGGAGGUCUGGAAGACCACUGGGAGGCCAUGUCACAGGGGUACAUCCACCACACCAUCUCCCAGGACCAGAUCCAGUUCACCAUCAACCCUGGUUCCACACCCAUGCCCCGGCACAUCCAGGGGGCCACCAUCACACUACACUCUGAGUGCCCAGAUACCCACCACAGCGAGGUGAAGCGUUACCAGUGUCUAUACAAGGACUGUACUCGUACCUACAGCACAGCAGGGAACCUGCGGACCCACCAGAAGAGACACAGAGGAGAGUACACAUUUGUCUGCAACCAGUUGGGCUGUGACAAGGCCUUCCUCACCUCCUACAGUCUGAAGAUCCACAUCCGCGUUCACACCAAGGAGAAACCCUUUGAAUGUGAUCAACAGGGCUGUGAGAAGGCCUACAACACACUGUAUAGGCUAAAAGCCCACCAGAGACUGCACACAGGGAACACGUUUAACUGUGAGUCAGAUGGAUGCACCAAGUACUUCACCACCCUGAGUGACCUGAGGAAACACAUCCGGACACACUCCAAGGAGAAGCCCUUCAGGUGUGAUAAUCCUGGCUGUUACAAGACUUUCACCUCUAGUGACCAUCUCCAAACACACUUCCUGGGACACACAGGCGAGCCACCCCUCCUUCAGGUGGACACAGACGGCGAUAUCUCCCUAAGCGCCUCCAACAGCCUUAGAGACAACAUCAAAGGUCAUGACCCUGGAGCGUCAGCUGACAUCACUGACAGCCGCUCUCUCUUAGAGGAUUUGAACCCUCGUUCCCCAUGUCUCAGUGAUAUGAGCCUGAUUUCCACUGAUUCUCAGCUCAGAGAAAAUAAUUCUGAUGCCCUGGAUCUGAUGUUUGAGUUGCUGUUUCAAGACAAGCCCCAGACACAGGGUGUGUCGUCGUUGGCAGUGCCCUCAUGUAGUUUGGAGAACCCAUCUCCAACCGUGGUGCUCCCAGAAGCAUCUCCCUGUUUUAUCUCUACCUGUCCUGCCCCCUCUGACUCUCUCCCUGGUGAACCCUGUCCUGUACCCCAGCCCGUCGCUGUCCUCACCCCUGGUGAAUCCUGUCCAGUUCCUGUCGCUGUCUCUCCCAUGAUCAGUGAAAUAACUAAACAUGAUGUGAAUCCAGAACAGCUGUCCAACCAGAGCCUAUUACAACAGCCAGCCGCAUCCGUCUAUUACCAACCUAGCUCCAAUCAGAGCCUACUACCACAGCCAACCAACGAGAGCCUCCUUCCACAGCAGAGCCUACGACUAGAGCCAACCAUCACCCUCCAUUCACAACCAGGCUCCACCCAGAGCCUCCUACUAGAGCCAACCACCACCCUCGAUUCACAACUAUGCUCCACCCAGAGUCUACUACUACAGCCAGCUGAGACGCCUUCCAUCUAUUCGCAACCAGGCCCAUACCCUCCACCCCCCAGCUCCUUCAUCCAGGCCCCACUAACAUCCCUUUCCCUGGGGCACUUUGCUCCUCCUACUGUCCCUGCCCAGAGUACCCUCCAGCCCUUGACCUUGUCCACACAGAACCUCCAGUGGCUGUUUAACAGUGUCAAUGACCAGAGGCAGCAGGACACACAGACACAGCUAUUACAACAACACAGUGGCUCGACACAAGAGAAGCUCUAUUUCACCACAGCAAUACCUAUGGGAGGGAACACAGGGACAGCUCUGCAACAGCUAGGCCUGCGUCUGCCUGUCAUCGUCAUCAGACAGGGAGAGUCAUGCCAGUGUCGGUGCCCCUGCAGAGACGGCAGCACAGUAUCAGACACAGAGAAACAGACUGGUUGUCAACCUACUGGUGAACCCUCUGGUGCCCAGGUCAAGCAGCCCCAGGACCUAUCAACCCAGGACCCACCACAGCCCCAUCAGCCCCAGGACCCACCACCCCAGCCCCCUCUACCGCAGCAGCCUCCACCUCCACCUGUACCUCUCUGAUGAAAAUUCAAGUCAACCUUUUGAUAGUGAAGAAACUGUUCCUGUUACUUAUCCACCUGAGACAUCUUAUAUGCACUGUACUGUGUACUUAACUCUUUCUGUUGUUAAUACCUAGUUCAGGAUCAGGUCUCCCGACCCUGUCCCCAUAACCUUAACCAACCGUAACCCCAUACUAGUUGCUGAGGGUAGAAAGCAAUCAAAUGCUGCAUUUCAGUGUAGAUCAGGUCAACGCAGGUUAUCUACAGUGUUUUAUUUUGAUUUAUGACAUGUCUGCUAGCGUUCAAUUAUGAGUUGGGCUAGAACAGUGGCUGGCCGCUGAGUGUAGUGUGGAAAACAUUUGACUCAAGCACAAAUCCUCUGUAGCGAUAUUCUACUUUACAUCUAGUCCCGCUGGAAACAUUAAGGGUGACAUUUAUUUUUGAUGGCGCAGAAAGAAAAAGCUGCACGGGGAACAUCACUCCCCAUGCAGUACUUGGCAUUGCAGUUUUUGUCAAAUGUGUGUGAAAUGCUAAAUGUUCUGGGAUGGUGUGCGUCAUGUAUCCGUACCAUUUCAUUAUGAACCUGCAAAUGAUCUGGAGAUGUUGUACAUGCUGCUAUAACAAUAUAGUGUAUUUAGACACGAGCAAACUAACCUGGCAAAGAACACAUUUUGAGUUUUUCUUGAAUGUUCAAAAUAUAACCGUUUUUAACAUUUCAUUUUCUAUGUAAUGUCA
Messenger RNA from Oncorhynchus mykiss (rainbow trout), 3417 nucleotides. It is a transcript of the gene mtf, whose product is annotated as metal response element-binding transcription factor. Gene Ontology annotation, biological process: regulation of transcription by RNA polymerase II. Gene Ontology annotation, cellular component: nucleus. The record is from RefSeq and is a predicted model, not a curated record. Lineage: Eukaryota; Metazoa; Chordata; Actinopteri; Salmoniformes; Salmonidae.